Molecule: messenger RNA, 844 nt
Organism: Eutrema salsugineum
Lineage: Eukaryota; Viridiplantae; Streptophyta; Magnoliopsida; Brassicales; Brassicaceae
Product: ribonuclease P protein subunit p38
Exons: 5
Coding region: 239-742 (167 amino acids)
Source: RefSeq, a predicted model, not a curated record
GACCAGACUUUCCACUGCCCAAAACAAUUGCAUGAGCAAUGAUUUCCUCCUCUUCCUUGGUAAUUACACCAUGUCAAAGAACCAAAGCAACAAAAAGAAAAGAAAAAGGAAAGAGUGUUUGGGUAAUUACGGAAAAGACCUUUAUAAACGAAUGUAGACCCAAAUAAAAAAAAUCGCAGUGGGUAUAUCUAUCGAACAGUUGGUGUGUGCAUAACGACUUCAUCAAAACCCUCAGAAGAUGAGAGGCGUCACGCCAAUAAACCCUCAGAAGAUAGAAGCUGAUUCCAAUAUCGUCAAAGAAUCAGAUUGCUUUGAAGGCGAACGUCUAACUCAUCUCCUCGGCUUGAUCCAGAGAGGCAUUGAGACGUCCAAGCUUUCGAAUGCGAACUCAUUACCUGAGAAGAUAUGGCUCAAGCAACAAAUCGCGAUUGGGAUCAACGAGGUCACGCGUGUUCUUGAGAGGAUGAAGCUCAACACUAGUGACCAACAACUUAACCCUAGACAACCUCAACUUCAGGUAGUGAUAGUAGUAGCAGAUUGCAAACCGAGGAUGCUCACUAAGCAUAUCCCGAACUUAGCUGCUUCAAGGAACGUCCCGGUUCUCUUUAUCAGAGACAACAAACGAGCUUCUCUUAGGUUAGGAGAGUUGGUUAAGCUCAAGACGGCUCUAGCCAUUGGCAUCAAGGCGAGAGGAAGCGAUCUCAACCUUGUACUCCAACAGAUUCUUCCAAGUGAUUCUUGAUCCUGUAAUGACGAAGGAAGUUUCUUUUGAUCUGGUUUUGUUGUGAUGUGAUCCUCUCUAAGUGUACUUAUAUAUACAUUAUAAUUUAUAAAUGAGAUUGAC